Messenger RNA from Hyaena hyaena (striped hyena), 2258 nucleotides. It is a transcript of the gene RCCD1, whose product is annotated as RCC1 domain containing 1. The coding region runs from base 588 to 1724 and encodes 378 amino acids. NCBI's taxonomy places the organism in Eukaryota, Metazoa, Chordata, Mammalia, Carnivora, Hyaenidae. The record is from RefSeq and is a predicted model, not a curated record. The transcript has 10 exons.
CGCGUGUGGAUGAGCCGCUGCGGUCCCGGCGAGGGGAAUGACAGGGAGCACGCGUCUCCGCAGUCGCUCCCCGCCAGCCCUUCGAUUCGGAUUCUGACCCGAACUCCAUCGCCCCCCGCGGGGCAAGACCGUCCGACCCGACCUCUGCCUUGGGCCCGCGCCCACCGGAGGUUAACCCAUUCACACCGAGGGCGCAGCGGCCCAGCGCAAGCCCCGGGGCCGGCUCCACGGAGCUCUGGGCUGGACAGGCCGCGGUGCGGACUGCGGGCAGCGAGGAGGGACCCAGGAGCUGACUUCAGACGCUUGAAAACGUCUGUGAAAUCCUGACCAAGCCGAACAUGCUGUACGGAAAAAGCGACGUUGCUUUUGUAACCACUGGACUGUGUAUUUGUCUCCCCAUUUAUGUGUGAGCUCCUUGGGGACAGACAGCCGUCUUUCUCAUCGGCCCAGACCAAGGGCAGGCGGCAUCUUCUCCUAUCCCCUGCCUUCGUAAAACUGAAGAAACUGAAUCGAGAGCUUAAGAUGCCUAACCCUGUCCCGCCGCCCACCCCGUUCAGCAGGCGGCCAGCAGAGGGCGCCGCCAGAGCAUGGCCGAGGAGCGCCGGGGGUCCUGGUUCGGCUUCGGUUUCUGCGGCUUCGGGCAGGCGCUGGGCUCGGGGCGCGGGCGGCAGGUGCACAGCCCCGAGCCGCUGCGGACACCGGGCGAGGGCGCCGACGUCUGCCGCGUGAGCGCGAGCUGGAGCUACACCGCCUUCGUGACCCGUGGAGGCCGGCUGGAGCUGUCGGGCUCCGCGGGCGGCGCGGCGGGCGGCUGCAGGGACGCGUGGGCCUCGGAGGCGCUCCUCGUGGUGCUGCGCGCAGGACGCGGGUCGGGGCCGGAGCUGCAGGUCUGGGAACCGGGUUCGGCGCUGAGCGGGGAGCCCCUGUGGGUCCACACCUUGGCUCCGGAGGCCGAAGGGGAAGACGCACCGGGCGGGGAGCCCCAGGCCGGGGCCCUGCCCCUGCUGCCCGGCGCGCGGGCCUACGUGAGUCCGCGGCCGCCCUUCUACAGCCCUCUGGCCCCGGGGCUGCGGGCGCGCCGGCUGGAGCUGGGCACCGAGCACGCGCUGCUGCUGGACGAGGCGGGCCAGGUGUUCUCCUGGGGCCAGGGCAGGCAUGGACAGCUGGGCCACGGGACUCUAGAGGCUGAGCUGGAGCCGAGGCUGCUGGAGGCAUUGCAGGGCGUCCCCAUGGCUGAGGUGGCAGCAGGGGGCUGGCACUCUGUGUGUGUGAGUGAGACUGGCGAUAUUUAUAUCUGGGGCUGGAACGAAUCCGGGCAGCUGGCCCUGCCCAGCAGGAGCCUGGCAGAGGAUGGCCAGACCGCUGCCCGGGAAGCUAGUGGCCUGAAGGAAGACGGUUCUGACGUGAGGAGAACAGGCUGGGGUGAGGAUGGAGGCCCGGCCCCCUUCAUAGCCAUCCAGCCCUUCCCGGCUUUACUGGAUCUCCCCCUGGGCACAGACGCAGUCAAGGCCAGCUGUGGAUCCCGGCACACGGCAGUGGUGACCAGAAGCGGGGAGCUCUACACUUGGGGCUGGGGUAAAUAUGGGCAGCUUGGCCACACGGACGUGAGCAGCUUGGAUCGGCCCCGCCGAGUGGAGUAUUUUGUAGAUGCACAGCUCCAGGUAAGGGCCGUGAGCUGUGGGCCCUGGAACACCUACGUGUACGCCGUGGAGAAAGACAGCUGACGGCUGCAGAGAAGGGUGUACAAGAAGUGUACAGUGAAUUCUUCCGUCAGCACCUGUGAGCCCCCACCCCAGGCAAGGAAGUGUCUGCCGGCACCCCAGAGGCCCUGCAUUCGCCCCUCCCCUCGCCUUAGGGCUGCAGCUUCACCUUGGUCCCCCCGUUAGGAACGGGCGGGGAGCUCUGGAAGCGAGUGCCUGAGGCCAGCACUGCAGACACCGUGAAGUCAGAACCUGUGGGUGGGGAGCCCGGGCUGGGGUAGAUUUUAAAGCUCCCCCACCUACCCCAAGGUGAUCAGGGCUGAGAGGGGGAACCCCUGGAGGUCAUCUUUUGUUCCUCUCUCCGGAUUCUGUCUCCCUGUGUGGAUCCUUAUACAACAGGAUUUAGUUUGUCCGCUUUUGAACUUUAUGUAAAUGGAAUCAUCCUGCAUAUGUUCCUUUGUGUCUUAUUUUUUCAUUGAACACAGGACGAUCCAUCCAUGUAGCGUCCUUUGUGCGAUUCAUUCAUUAUUAUUGUUAGGUGGUCUUCCAUCAGGUGAA